CCUCACUUCUGAUGAAUGUUCAAACCUACGGCAUAUAAAUAUGAAGAACACUUUAUUGAAACUAUUAACUUGACCUCUUGUUUUAAUAUAGCAGUGAUUUGUUGUCCAAUGCGCGGUGAUAAUUUGAGUUCAGCGUUGUAGCUGUCAGGUGGGAAUGUUGUCUCUUGCCAUCGCUUCUGCAGCCACUGUAGCCACUGGUGUUUACUUUUACAAACGGAAAUCCUGCAAAGUCGACUUUCCUCUUGACUGUCAUUUGCACGAACAAUCUGUUGUUGUUAGCGAUGACCCAAACUGUCGAACUUUUAUUGCGCAUAUCCCAAUUCCUAAAUCCUACGCCAGUUUAUCAACAGUUUGUGAAUUGUUUCUUUGUGGACUCAACUCAUCAGCUAAACUACCUUGUCUGGGAAGACGUGAUAACUGUGACCAGGAUUAUCAAUGGAUUACAUAUAAUCAGGUGAAUGAUACAAUCCGUGUUAUACAGUCUUCUCUCCAUGGACUUAAUAUUCAAGGCGUCAAUGGUAACUACUUCGUAGGUAUUUCAUCCAAGAAUUCUCCUGAAUGGAUAAUGAUAGAGUUAGCCUGUGCAUUCUCUGGUUAUACUAUUGUACCGUUGUAUGACACCUUGGGCGAUGAAGCUGUUUUAAGCAUUGUCAACCAAACAAGGCUUCAAGUUAUGUUCUGUGAUUCAACUGAAGUUGUUGACCGGCUUAUGUCAGCAGCACCAGAAAGUCUUCAACACAUUAUUCUCCUUCCCAAUUCAUCAUCAUCGACAAGCAAAAGCAGCUCAUUUCUCUCUUCGAACAAUAAUCUGAUAAAAACUUAUGCAUAUGAUGAAUUUUUGACACUUGGUGCAAAUGCAUUCGUUCAGUCUAAGAUGCCGAAGGCCGAGGAUUUGUUCAUGAUCUGUUAUACAAGCGGAAGCACAGGAAUACCAAAGGGCGUAAAAAUCACACAUCGAUGUAUCAUAAAAACUAUUCAGAGUUUAUUUCAACGCAUUGAAAGUAAUGUCUUCAAUAGUAGUGCUGCACAUUUAUCUUACCUACCGUUGGCUCAUGUAAUGGAACAGUUAGUAUCGCUGUCUACCCUCAUGUGUGGUGCUAGAAUUGGCUAUUUAACGGAUGGUAUUCAAGGAUUGUUGUCUGACCUACAAGCUGUUAAACCAACCUACUUUUUCACUGUUCCACGAGUGCUAACUCGAUUGUAUUCUGCUACACUGGAUCGGAUUUCAACUUAUCCUUUACUACCAAAAAUAUUCCGUCAUGCUAUUAAGAAAAAAGUUUCAGAACAAGAGGAGAAUAUCUACAAUCAGAACAGUAUUUGGGAUGUACUCUUCUUCAAUAAAAUCAAGAAUAUAUUAGGUGGUCGUGUCCAGUGUAUUGUUUGUGGUAGUGCCCCGGCUCCAACUGAAAUUAUACGCUUCACUAGAGCGGUUUUUGGUUGUCCAGUGUUAAUAGGCUAUGGACUGAGUGAAUCCUGUGGCGUUGUCAGUAUAACACUCUUCGGUGAUACUAAAUUUAAUCGCGUUGGUGCACUUAUCCCUGGAAUCUCUGUCAAAUUAUCAGACAUUCCCUGUAUGGAUAUCUAUGUGGAUAAAAUGAAAAUGGGUGAGGUUUGCGUUAAAGGUGUCCAAUGUACAGAAGGUUAUUAUAACGAUGAAGAGAAUACAAAACAACUGAUCGAUGAAGAUGGAUGGUUGCAUACUGGUGAUGUUGGCGCUUGGAAUGAAGAUGGUAGUUUAAAAAUUGUCGACAGGUGUAAAAAUGUGUUUAAAUUAUCUCAAGGUGAAUAUAUUGCACCAGAGCGGUUAGAAAAUAUCUACCUGUUAAGUCCAAUAGUUGAACAGAUUUUCAUCGAUGGCAAUUCUCUGAACAACUUCCCCGUGGCUAUCGUUGUACCGAAUGUAAAAGAAUUGACAAAACGUUUAUUGGUUAAGGGGGAUCAUGCAAACAGCAACGGUGUAUUGAUGAAUAGUGGUGACGAUAAGGAGGAGAAGAAGAACAGGACUAGUAGUACGCUGAGUGAAAAAGAACAAGACGUAUCCAAGUUGUGUUCACAACCUAUGGCACGUAAAAUUGUUGCCUCAGAAUUGGAAAGCAUUGGAAGGAAAGAAAAACUGAAAGGCUUUGAAAUUGUUAAAGCGGUUUAUUUAUCAGCCAGUCCAUUCACUGUAGAAAAUGGUCUACUUACAGCCAAUAUGAAACUUGCUCGACCUCAACUGCGUAAAACCUUUUCAGAAGCAUUACUUCUUUUAUAUGAGGAAGUUCGCCUUUGAAAACAAUGUCUGUUUGUGUUUCUCUCUGUGUGUAUGCGUAAUCACUUUCACUAUGUUCAUAUCAUUCUUCAGAUCUUAUAUAUAUAUAUAUAUAUAUAU
Trichobilharzia regenti is the source of this 2371-nucleotide messenger RNA. The record is from the annotation of a GenBank genome assembly. Lineage: Eukaryota; Metazoa; Platyhelminthes; Trematoda; Strigeidida; Schistosomatidae.